Molecule: messenger RNA, 4295 nt
Organism: Salmo salar (Atlantic salmon)
Lineage: Eukaryota; Metazoa; Chordata; Actinopteri; Salmoniformes; Salmonidae
Product: integral membrane protein DGCR2/IDD
Cellular component (GO): membrane
Molecular function (GO): protein binding
Source: RefSeq, a predicted model, not a curated record
UGUGGCCGUUUGGGAUUGUUGUGAUGGGAGGACGGAGCCAUCUUGUUUUUUUCCGUUCUGGAAUACAUUGUUGGACAGGCCGAAUGAAAAACAGGGCUUAAUAAUGAGGAUGUAGCUCGUUAUCUACCAUAUAUUUUCAUAUUUUUGAAUGGCUAGGAACUACCUUUGGCGCUGAUAGGUUCGAAGCAAACGUUGGAUCUCGGUUUAUUUUAUUUCUGAGUAGAGGAGUUACUAUGAAUGGAGGAUAAAUGUUGCCAAAGGCUGACAGCAGCAGUUACGUCCUUCUCUCUUUGCUCUUCGUCCUCACUUUAACAGACCCACCACGAACAGGUCCACGGCUAGCUCUGGCAAGAUUAUUGUCAGAGCUGCGCUGCAGCCCUGGGCAGUUUGCCUGCCUCAGUGGGAAGAUGCAAUGCAUCCCCUUGUCCUGGCAGUGUGACGGCUGGACUGCUUGUGAGGACAAGAGCGAUGAGUUGGACUGCCCCCCCAUGAAGGAUGAGACGUUUCACUUUGCCAAUGAGUUUGACCAAGUGGAAGAUGUCAUCGGUGUGGCCCAGCCUAUGCGCUUUAACAAGAAGUGCCCAAGUGGGUGGCAUCACUACGAGAAGACAGCCAGCUGCUACAAAGUAUACCUGAGGAACGAGAACUACUGGCAAGCUGUGGACACAUGCCAGAAAGUCAAUGGCUCGUUGGCGACUUUUGUUACCAACGAGGAACUGCAGUUCAUCCUCAAGAUCGAGGUGGAUUUCGACGAGAAAGUGUGCGAGCGCAGAGACCAGUGCAAGUUCUGGGUGGGUUACCAGUAUGUCAUAACCAAUCGGAACCAUUCACUGGAGGGCCGUUGGGAGGUGGCUUAUAAAGGGUCGAUGCAGGUGUUCCUCCCCCCGGAGGGCCUGACUAAAUUUGGAGAGGCAUCUCCCACUCAGGACAACGUAUUCUGUGCCCAGCUGCAGCGCUUCCAGAUCAAGAGCAUGAACGAGCGCGGCCUUCACAGCUGGCAUGCCGAGAACUGCUACAAGAAGUUCCCUUUCCUGUGCAAGAGGAGGCAGACAUGUGUGGACAUAAAGGACCAGGUGGUGACUGAGGGGUACUACUUCACGCCUAAGGGGGAAGACCCGUGCCUGAGCUGCACAUGUCACGACGGCGAGCCAGAGAUGUGUGUGGCUGCACUGUGUAAUCGGCCGGAGGGCUGCAAGCACUUCGGCAAGGACCCCAAGGAGUGCUGCAAGUUCACCUGCCUGGACCCAGAAGGCAGCAACCUGUUUGACUCCAUGGCCAGUGGGAUGCGUCUGAUCGUCAGCUGUGUCUCUUCCUUCCUCAUCCUCUCUCUGCUGCUGUUCAUGGUGCACAGGCUCCGGCAGCGACGACGCGAGCGCAUCGAAACACUCAUUGGAGGAAACCUGCAUCAUUUCAACCUUGGGCGACGAGUCCCAGGCUUUGACUAUGGCCCAGAUGCUUUUGGCACUGGUCUCACUCCCCUGCACCUCUCUGAUGAUGGAGAGGGAGGUGCAUUUCAUUUCCAGGAACCUCCCCCACCCUACGCUGCCUACAAAUACCCAGACAUCCAGCACCCAGACGACCCCCCUCCUCCCUACGAAGCCUCCUUCAACCCCGACAGCUUUCUCUAUAUGGACCUGGCACGCCAUGGAGUUCAGAUGAUCCCAAGUCAGAUGAGGGAUGUGGUAGAUGCCAUGACAGAUGCCCCAGCCCCACCUGUCCCCGAGCCAGACUCUGUGCCAUUGUCCUCCCAGGAGCGGGAGGACUCCAUCGACAGCAGUACCCUCCUGGUUGAGCCUGACACCCCCACUGACGGCCACGCCCCUGACUCCAUGCCUGCAGACUGCAGCAGCAGCUCAUCCCUCAGCACCAUGGUAUAGGACUGAGAUGAGGGGGAGGGGAACUGCUACGUCUGGACCCACAGAUUGAGAGAGGUGGACAGUGUCAGACGAGUCCAUCAUAUGGAGGGUGGACUGGAGCGGACUGGUCCAUUAGUUAGAGGAGAGGGUGAGAAGAGACUGGAAUGGCAAUAGAUAGAGGGUAGAGACUAUCAGGAUGGAUUGAGGGACCAGUCUACUCCUUGAGGUGUGCAGCGGUGAGGAGAAUCGGACUGGUGUGUUUCUUAAACAGGUGAACUGAAAUCGGUCGGGUGUCUGUCAGUUGAACUUGGAGAAAAUGGUGUGAAGCAGACCACUUUACUACAGGUGAACACAGACCGGUGAAGAAGGAUCUUGACGACUGAUUAUUCUGUACAGAGAACUAACAGCACUACACCGGGCCGAGGAGGUUGAGUUUCCACUUCUACUUUUCAUUGGACAAAGCUUUUCAAUUGUAUUGUUUGAGCUUGAUGCUCCAGAUUGCCCCUGAUGUAAGUACUCCCUCAGGCAUUACAGCAGGUAAUAAUGGAGGGGGUAGAUGGCUUCCGUCCUUUUGCUUAUAUCCUGGAGGCAGAGCUUGGAUUGUCAUUUGUUGGACUUAGAGAGCAUCACACACAACUCGAAGCAUCGAAUGCUUCUGCUCUCCCUCCCUACUAGAUAUCCAAGUCUCCUCCAUGAAUGAAAUGCAUUAUUUUUCCAUCACAAGCACCGCCUCCGAACUGGGAUUUCUGCGCUCUCCAAUCAAUCUGAUAUGCUAAGACGUCUUCCAGAUUGAUGGCACACAUUUGAAUAGGAAAAUGAAAGGUUCUGCUACAAAAGGUUUUUUUAACCUUGCAAAAAUCUUUAGGUACGGUUAGUGUUAGCUCCAACUAACACACUGCUAUUACUUUGUUUUCCGAGGUAAAUGCUACAACUUUUCAAAUAGUCUUGCUACAGUAUUGAAUUUCAUUUUAUGAGUUCUAAUUGAAGUAGGUUGAGUAUUGUGCCCUUUUCUUGGGUAAGAAGUAGGCUGUGACUUGUUUGUUGUGGGAUCUGAACAUUGAUGAUGGGUCCCCCCACCUUAGUCAAUGAGUUCACCUCAUGAAAGAGAAUGUCAAUGAAUGGUGAAUGACGGUUUGCUUUUCAGUUGUAGCUCCUAGCGAUGUGUAAGGGUAACUUACCAUUUUAUACCCCCUCGUGAAAUUUGUAAAAGUAAACUUCUUACACUAAAAAAGUGUUCUCAUGAAAUGAUAUUAACAAUUAAUACUAAAUGAAUUCUGUCUUCAACUGUCUCUACGUAUGUGUGAGGGUUUAUGUACACAUUCAUCAAUUCUCAUUUUUGAAAGCCAUUGGAUCUGCUGUAUUUCUUUUCUUACCAAUGUACAUUGUCAUGUCAGUGUAUUUAAGAUUCACACUAUAACAUGACAUUGGGGAUUUACCUGUUUAGGUUUUAGUAGUAGCCUAUAUGGGAUUGAGUGGUCAACCCCCUUUCUUCUGUUUCAUGAUGACGGACAGGAAAGUCUAACGCAGUAGUGAAAAAGCUACUAGGAAAACCACAAUUUGUCCCCAUUAUGACAAUCAUUCUAUACACUCCUGAUGUGUAUAUACUGUAGACCUGUGUGAGCCAUGUUGCUUGUUCACCUGUGGCAUUGAAUGGUCAUCGGAGUAGGAAGGCUACAAUGCCAGGCCUAUGAAAGCACAAAGGCCCCUAUGAUGAUUUUGGAGUCAGUUUAGUUCAAGCCCUUACCAGCCAGGAUCUGCAUAGCAUGGUCAUCUAUAUGGCUUUAGUCUAUCACCAGCAGCAAUGAAAUGGUUGAAGAUAUAUCUUGAGAAUUGCAGCUUUGUGUUUUAUGUAUGGUUGUAUGUAGCAUUUCCUUUUUUCUCUCUUUGGUAGGUCUCAAGUUGUUUUGUAUUACUUUUAUUCUAUUUUUUAGCAUAGACAAUCCUUCUGUGGAUUAUCCAAGGAAAUCAUGUCUUGAAUUGUUAAAAAAAUAAACUUUGGUGUGUGCAUGCAUGUUUGGGGGUCAGAUCUCAAUAUUUGGUUUGAGUGUGUUUUCAGCUUGUUUUAGGGCCUAUAGUGCAUGUUUUAGUCUUUAGGCAUGCUGAGAUUUCCAACAGAUUUUAUCAUUUAAACAAAGUUCUGCUCAUCUUUGCCCAGGCUUAGCUCAGAGGCUUGCCUACAGGUUGAUAUAGAUGAAUGCAUUGGAACCCCUGCUCCAACCCCAACUGCUGUAUUUAAACUGUAGUUGAUUUUGUUAUCGACAUGUUCAAUGAGUUAGAACAUGUAAAAUGCAACCGUUGAUACAUUUAAUUGUAUUCUCUUUAAUUUCAUAGCUUUUAAAUUGUAAAAUUUUUGUUGCUUAUUUUGCAGGGUGCUUUUAUGUAUUUUUCUGAGGUAGAUGUACAUCUAACCAAAUGCCAAAUAAAUUGUAUCAUGAAGGA